Messenger RNA from Helianthus annuus (common sunflower), 1287 nucleotides. RefSeq names its product protein Ycf2-like. The coding region runs from base 1 to 1287 and encodes 428 amino acids. The record is from RefSeq and is a predicted model, not a curated record. NCBI's taxonomy places the organism in Eukaryota, Viridiplantae, Streptophyta, Magnoliopsida, Asterales, Asteraceae. The transcript has a single exon.
AUGGAAGUUCAAAAGAAGACGAAUGGUGAUGAUUAUGUUGAAAUCACAGGAUACAAAGCUGCUACUACUCCACUAUCACCUCCACAAGAUAAACCAGAAUCCUCACAUCCAAAAGAUACAAAUUUUGAUUAUAUAUUUGAAGGUCUUCCAACUGCAACAGGGAUCUACACAGAAGACAUUCCUGAAGAUGACUAUGAUAUGUUCAACAACGAAGCAGUAAAUGAAUUGAUGAAGAAGGUUGCUGAACUCGAAAAGGAGAAAGCUAAAGUUGAAGCAGAGCGAAAUGCUUUAAAGAAACGAAUUGAAGAGCUGAUGAUGGCAAAUGAUCAAAUCAGAUUGGUCUUAAUAGAUCAAGAAGAGAAAUUGGAAAAUAACUCAAAGAUCUUUGAUGUCAUGCAAGAAGAAAUUGCAAAGUUGAAUAAAGAGCUAGAAAAGCAGAACGACAUCAAUCAGACAUUAAACCAGCUGAUUAGUGAGAUUUCUGAAGCUUCAGCAAAUGAAAUAAGAGGAAUAAAAAUAGAGAUGGAAGCCAUGAAGGCUGAUAAAGUGAUGAAAGACAAUCAGCUCAGCAUGUUAACUGCCAUCAUUGAAAGUCAGUUAAAAGUUGAUAUUCAUGCUGCUUUCAAUGAAGUUGAGGUAAAAAGAGCUGAAGAGCGUAGAUUUGAACGAGAAAGACUACUAGCUCAAGAGGCAACUGAAAGAAGAAUGGGCGUGGUUGAGGACGUUCUUGAUUCGUCAAGUCAGCCUGAAGUUGAAGGAUCGUCAGCUCAACAAGACAUUGAAAUGAUAGAAGUUGAAGAUGUUCAGGAUCAAGACAUUGAAGAUGUUAUUGAUGAACAAGGUCAACACUUCAUGCUGGUAGGUGAGUCUUCUGAACCCUUUGAUGUUAAUAAAGUUCUUGGGAGAGUUAGUGUUAUUCAAAGGAAAAGAAAAGCAAAAGAAAUGUUGCUGUUAGAAUGGAAGACACAGCAGUUUGUUCUUGUUGGUAGAGCUUCCAUAGUGCCUUAUAGCAUAAAAGAAGUUGCUCGUCAAAUCAAGAUUAAAGAAAAGCGAAGAAAAGCUAAGAUAGCACGUGGAGAAAUGGUUGAAGACGAUUCUGAUAUAGAAUUGUUUGGAGACGAAGAAGAAGAUGAAGAUGAUAAUGUUGAUGAUAAGAAAGAUGACAAUGAUGAUAAAGAUGACAAGGGUGAUGAUGACAAUGAUCAAGGUGCUUCUCGGUUAUUGAUCAAGGAUCCUAAUGUUCAAGAAAGGAUUGAAGAAUUGAUGAAUGAUGAAAUCAACGAAUAG